This is a messenger RNA of Aegilops tauschii subsp. strangulata, 786 nucleotides long. RefSeq names its product protein FAR1-RELATED SEQUENCE 5-like. NCBI's taxonomy places the organism in Eukaryota, Viridiplantae, Streptophyta, Magnoliopsida, Poales, Poaceae. The record is from RefSeq and is a predicted model, not a curated record.
AUGGUCCAAAUACUAUCACUGAUCCAUAGCAAAUAUGGUAGUCUAGGUAGCAUGCCCUACAUACCAGCAGAGAUCACAAACCUAAAGGAAAAGUACCACAGAGAGAGAAAGUUGGCUGACAUAGAAGACACGAUUGCCUACUUCAAAGAGAAAGCAAAAGAAGAUCCUGAUUUCUUCUACAGAAUAAGACUAGACGAUGAGGACCGCGUCAGAAACAUGUAUUGGGUGGAUGGUGCAACAAGAAGAGCCUGCAAGCAUUUUCGUGAUUGCAUUUCUUUCGACGCAACAUAUCUCGUGAAUAUGUACAAGAUGCCAUGUGCUCCAUUCAUAGGAAUAAAUAACCACAAUCAAUCCUUGCAGUUCGGUUGCCGCCUCGUGCGGAACAAAGAUAUUGAUGGUUACACUUGGUUGUUCAAGACCUUCUUGGAGUGCAUGGGUGGACUUUCUCCGAUGAACAUAAUAACAGACCAGGACUUUAGCAUGCGUGUAGGCAUAGAGGAGGUCUUCCCCAUGGUAGUGCACAGGCACUAUAGGUGGCAUAUUAUUAAGAAGGCAGAAGAGACUCUAGGAUCAUUCUUUGAUAACCAUCCAGAUCUACACAAGGCAUUCGAGUUGUCUGUGGACCACAGCUUGACAGUGGAAGAGUUUGAACGAAGCUGGACGGCUAUGAUUGAAAAAUACCAAGUCCAAGACAACGAGACCCUUAAGAACCUGUGGGGGAACCGGAUGUACUGGGUGCCAGUCUUUUUUGUGCGGUGCUUUUAUCCAUUUCUGCAGACUAUGUAA